CACUUAUUCAUACUCGCUCUUACCUUUAGCCAUUACCUUUCUACUCACAAUUGAAGGUGUUGUGAGGUUUUACUAAACCUUUAGUUUCUUUUUCCUUUGCUUAAAAGUGGAUUAAGUACGAUAGAAUAGGAGUAUGGAACAAGGAACAAAAAGGAUCCGAUUUUCCAUCAUGGCCGCUGAAGGCCUAGCCAAGAGAGAUUUGUUUCGUCAACCGGAUCCUUUUGCUAUCCUUACAGUAGAUGGAGAACAAACACAUACGACGAGAGUAGUAAAGAAGUCUACGAAUCCGUAUUGGAAUGAAGGAUUUGAUAUUGUUGUAAAACCUUCCAGUGGAGUCUUAAUACGAUUGUUUGACCAAAAAAAAUUUAAGAAAAAAGAUCAAGGAUUUCUCGGUCUUGUUUCGUUUCAAGUUCAGGAUAUAUCAAACCUACGAUCUUCUCGGGAAUCGACGUUCACCCGACCUUUAAAACGGUCAAGCACUAGCAGUCUUUCAGUCGUUGGGAAUCUUGUCAUGAAACUUGGACCUUCGAAGACGAGAGGUGCUGUCGCCAAUGGUACAAAUGCAGGAACAAACAGUACCUUAAGAACUUCAAAUGCUGCUUCGACGCAAUCGAGUACACAAGGAUCUUCAGCAUCAAACGUUGCUGCUGCUUCAGCUUCUCAAAAUACUACAAGUAACAAUGCUUCUGCGUCAAGGAGUCAAACGGAUGCAAAUGGUAGCAGUAUUUUAUCAUCCUUUGAAGACCAAUACGGUCGCCUACCUCCCGGUUGGGAGCGCCGUGCCGAUUCUUUAGGUCGAACAUACUACGUUGAUCACAAUAACCGUACAACGACUUGGAAUCGUCCGUCCAUGAAUUCUGGUAGUCAAGCAUCUAUGAACACCGAAUCACAUCGUUUGCAACAUCAAAAUCGGUCUCUUCCAGAUGACUCAUCUACAAUUAACGUUUCCAGUAAUGAUUUGCCUGCUGGUUGGGAACAACGUUUUACUAACACCGGUCGACCUUAUUUUGUGGAUCACAACACGCGUACGACUACGUGGGUGGAUCCCAGAAAUCAACUCCUUCGCCCCACUGGACAUCCUUCACCUGGUUUGGGUUCCUUAAUGCAACCUCAGUCGCUCUCCCAUUUAGGUCCUCUUCCAAGUGGAUGGGAAAUGCGUCUCACUAAUUCCGCUCGAGUGUACUUCGUUGACCAUAAUACAAAAACCACCACAUGGGAUGAUCCGCGGUUACCAUCAGCUCUGGAUCAAAAUGUACCUAAAUACAAGUGUGAUUUCAGAAGAAAACUUAUUUAUUUCCGUUCUCAGAUGGGCAUGCGACCUCUUCCUGGGCAAUGUAAUAUCAAAGUUAGAAGAGAUCAUAUAUUUGAAGACUCUUAUGCGGAAAUUAUGCGCAAUUCUGCUCAAGAUCUUAAGAAAAGACUCAUGAUUCGGUUUGAGGGUGAAGACGGUCUUGAUUAUGGUGGAUUGUCUAGGGAGUUUUUCUUUUUAUUGUCACACAAAAUGUUUGAUCCUAUUUAUUGCUUGUUUGAAUAUUCUGCCGUUGACAACUACACGCUUCAAAUAAAUCCUCAUUCAGGAAUUAAUCCCGAGCAUCUUAACUAUUUUCGGUUUAUCGGUAGAGUUAUUGGUUUGGCUAUUUUUCAUCGACGAUUCCUUGACGCCUUCUUUGUCGUUAGUCUCUACAAAAAGCUUUUACAGAAAAAGGUUACACUUGCUGACAUGGAAAGUAUUGAUGCUGAUUUCUAUCGUAGCUUGAAAUGGGUAUUGGAAAACGAUAUUACGGGUAUUCUUGAUCUUACUUUUUCUGCUGAGGAAGAUCAUUUUGGAGAAGUAAGGACAAUUGAACUGAAGCCUAAUGGUGAAAAUAUUGAAGUCACCGAAGAGAAUAAAAAAGAAUAUGUCGAUUUAGUAACUGAGUGGAGAAUAUCCAGACGUGUGGAAAAUCAAUUUAACGCCUUCUAUGCAGGUUUUGUGGAACUGGUGCCUCCUGAUUUAGUUAGUGUAUUUGAUGAACGCGAGUUAGAGUUGUUAAUUGGUGGUAUAUCAGAUGUUGAUAUCGGUGACUGGAAGAGUCAUACUGAGUAUCGAACUUAUUCUUCAUCAGACCAAGUUGUUAAGUGGUUUUGGGAAAUUAUUUCAAACUGGAAGAACGAAGAACGUUCAAUGUUGUUACAGUUUGUGACUGGAACAUCUAGGAUUCCCGUUAAUGGUUUUAGAGAUUUACAGGGAAGUGAUGGCCCUCGUAAAUUUACUAUUGAGAAAGCUGGAUCACCAGAUCAGCUUCCUGUUGCGCAUACAUGUUUCAACAGGCUUGAUUUACCCGAAUAUCCAACAAAAGCCAAACUUGAAGGUAAGUUGAGCUUGGCUAUAGAAAAUACAGUUGGAUUUGGAAAUGAAUAAUGUAUCUAUAUUAUGACGGUAUGCUUUUAAAAAUAAUUAAGAUGAUGAUUUACAAUUUUGUUGACGAUAAUGAUCUGCCUUGGAGCAUGAUACAAACAUUACAUGAAAUAAAUUCUUUUUAGUCCA
This is a messenger RNA of Schizosaccharomyces octosporus yFS286, 2527 nucleotides long. Its product is annotated as HECT-type ubiquitin-protein ligase Pub3. The record is from RefSeq and is a predicted model, not a curated record. Bases 134 to 2401 code for a protein of 755 amino acids. Gene Ontology annotation, molecular function: protein binding; ubiquitin protein ligase activity. Lineage: Eukaryota; Fungi; Ascomycota; Schizosaccharomycetes; Schizosaccharomycetales; Schizosaccharomycetaceae. Gene Ontology annotation, biological process: ubiquitin-dependent protein catabolic process. The transcript has 2 exons.